This is a messenger RNA of Felis catus (domestic cat), 2008 nucleotides long. RefSeq names its product methionyl-tRNA synthetase 2, mitochondrial (gene MARS2). Gene Ontology annotation, molecular function: methionine-tRNA ligase activity; ATP binding. The record is from RefSeq and is a predicted model, not a curated record. The transcript has a single exon. Bases 95 to 1876 code for a protein of 593 amino acids. Gene Ontology annotation, biological process: methionyl-tRNA aminoacylation. Lineage: Eukaryota; Metazoa; Chordata; Mammalia; Carnivora; Felidae.
GCCGGCCGGAAGCGGCGGUGCACUUCGGCUGCGCAUGCGCUCCUCACACGUGCUUCCAGAACGCCCCCUCCGCUGCCGCAGCUAGGCCGGCAUCAUGGUGCAGAUUUCUGCCCUGCGGCUGCUAAGACGGCCGGGGACGAGAGGAGUCUCGCUCCUGGAGUACUCUACCCCCCGCCACUACAGUUCGGCCCCUCUCCGUGCCCGCGACGAUGCUCGCGACGCGCGCGCUUUCUUCACGACACCCAUUUUCUACGUGAACGCGGCGCCGCACAUCGGGCACCUGUACUCGGCGCUACUGGCAGACGCCUUGUGCCGCCACCGUCGCCUCCGAGUUCCCAACGCCGCCGCCACGCGAUUCUCCACUGGUACCGACGAGCAUGGCCUGAAGAUUCAGCAAGCAGCAGCCGCUGCGGGCCUGGCCCCGACCGAGCUGUGCGACCGAGUCUCUGCCCAGUUCCAGCAGCUUUUUCGGGAGGCUGGCAUCUCCUCUACCGACUUCAUCCGCACCACCGAAGUCCGGCACCGGAUCGCUGUGCAGCAUUUCUGGGGAUUGCUGAAGGCCCGGGGUCUGCUCUACAAGGGUCUCUAUGAAGGUUGGUAUUGCGCCUCCGAAGAGUGCUUCCUGCCUGAGGCCAAGGUCACCAGGCAGCCGAGUUCCUCGGGGAAUUCGUGUCCUGUGUCUUUAGAGAGUGGGCAUCCCGUAGUCUGGACCAAGGAAGAAAACUACAUUUUCAGGCUUUCUCAGUUCCGAGAGCCUCUUCAGCAGUGGCUGCGGGGCGACCCUCAGGCAAUCACCCCUGAGCCAUUUCAUCACGCAGUUCUUCAGUGGCUAGAGGAGGAGCUGCCAGACCUGUCAGUCUCUCGAAGGAGCAGCCACUUGCAUUGGGGCAUUCCUGUGCCCGGGGACGACUCGCAGACCAUCUACGUAUGGCUGGAUGCCUUGGUCAACUACCUUACUGUAAUUGGCUACCCAAAUGCUGAGUUCAAAUCUUGGUGGCCAACCACCUCUCAUAUCAUAGGCAAGGACAUUCUUAAAUUCCACGCUAUCUAUUGGCCUGCCCUCCUCUUAGGGGCCGGCAUGAGCCCACCACACCGCAUCUAUGUCCACUCACACUGGACGGUCUGUGGCCAAAAGAUGUCCAAAAGCUUGGGCAACGUGGUGGAUCCCAGGACUUGCCUUGAUCGCUAUACUGUGGAUGGCUUCCGAUACUUUCUUCUUCGGCAGGGCGUCCCCAACUGGGACUGUGAUUACUAUGAUGAAAAGGUGGUUAAGUUGCUAGAUUCGGAGCUGGCAGAUGCUUUGGGAGGUCUCUUGAACCGGUGUACUGCCAAUAGAAUAAAUCCUUCUGGGACCUAUCCGGUUUUCUGCACUACCUGCUUUCCCAGUGAGCCAGGGUUGGUGGGGCCGUCAGUUCGUGCUCAGGCAGAGGACUAUGCUUUGGUGAAUGCAGUGGCCACUCUGCCCAAGCAGGUAGCUGACCACUAUGAUAACUUUCAGAUCUAUAAAGCUCUGGAGGCAGUGUCCGGCUGUGUCCGGCAAACUAAUGGCUUUGUCCAAAGGCAUGCACCGUGGAAGUUGAACUGGGAGAGCCCAGUGGAUGCCCCCUGGCUGGGUACUGUGCUUCAUGUAGCCUUGGAAUGUUUGCGAGUCUUUGGAACUUUGCUCCAGCCUGUCACCCCAAGCCUAGCUGAUAAGCUGCUAUCCAGGUUGGGGGUGUCUGCCACAGAGAGGGGCCUUGGAGAGCUCUGUUUCUUGCCUCGAUUCUAUGGACAUCCAUGUCCUUUUGAAGGGAGGAGGCUGGGACCUGAAACUGGGCUCUUGUUUCCAAGACUAGACCAGUCUAGGGCCUGGCUGGUAAAAGCCCAUAGGACCUAGAAACUUAGUUUUUAAAUUGGCUUGUGGUAAAAAAGCAAAUGUGUUAUUUUCUUAUUUUGCGUUUUUAGGAAAAUUAUGCUAAUGUUUUCUAAAGUGUUGUAUCAUAUGAGCACAUAAACAGUGUCACUGUGA